CAAGCUUCUUAGUCAUCAGCAGCAGCCAAAGGUUUCUUCUUUUUUCCCUGAAAACAAAGGAUUGGAAUCAGAGCUAGACAUGGAGAAUUUGAUGGGAUUGUUGAGAAUUCAUGUGCGAAGAGGGGUGAAUCUUGCCAUCAGAGAUGUUGUAAGCAGUGAUCCCUAUGUAGUUGUCAGGAUGGGGCAUCAGAAAUUGAAAACUCGGGUGAUUAAGAAGGAUGUCAAUCCAGAGUGGAACGACGACUUGACUCUCUCCGUUGCAGAUCCUACUCUUCCAGUUAAGCUUACUGUAUACGAUAGAGACACGUUCAGUUUAGACGAUAAAAUGGGGGAUGCAGAGUUCGAAAUCGGGCCAUUUGUAAACGCAGUAAAGAUGCGUCUGCAAGGCCUUCCCAACGGAACCAUAAUCACCAAAGUUCAGCCGAGCAGGCAAAACUGUCUGUCGGAAGAGAGCUGCAUCAUUUGGAGCAAUGGGAAAGUUGUUCAAGACAUGUUCUUGAGGCUCAGAAACGUGGAGACUGGUGAAGUUGAGCUUCAGCUGGAAUGGAUUGAUGUUCCUGGUUCUAGAGGACUUUAACUACUUCCAUUAUUUCUAAAAUAUGGGAGUUCCAAAUGCAUUCACACGAGUAUAUUCCAGUAAUAUAGCUUAGAUUAAGUGAUUUAUGUCGUUAUAGUUGUUGGGUAGUCUAAUUAAGACAGAAUGCAUAUAUAGUAGAUUUUGAGUGUCAUAAGCUGGGACCAAUCAGCAGUUACUUCUUUGUUCAUACAUGCCAAGGAAAUAGAUUA
This is a messenger RNA of Hibiscus syriacus, 786 nucleotides long. Its product is annotated as protein C2-DOMAIN ABA-RELATED 1-like. The coding region runs from base 80 to 577 and encodes 165 amino acids. NCBI's taxonomy places the organism in Eukaryota, Viridiplantae, Streptophyta, Magnoliopsida, Malvales, Malvaceae. The record is from RefSeq and is a predicted model, not a curated record. The transcript is spliced from 3 exons.